Anopheles arabiensis is the source of this 504-nucleotide messenger RNA. RefSeq lists its product as uncharacterized. Lineage: Eukaryota; Metazoa; Arthropoda; Insecta; Diptera; Culicidae. The record is from RefSeq and is a predicted model, not a curated record. Bases 37 to 489 code for a protein of 150 amino acids. The transcript is spliced from 2 exons.
UCUAUCAACACAACACUUCCAACCAAACCAACUAAAAUGAAGUUCUUCAUUGCAAUCAUGGCUGUGGCGUUCGUGGCUGCCUCGGAGGCGUCCUACCUGCCAUACGAUGAUGUCCUGUCCUACCAGCACGGCUACGGCUAUGGACUUCCGGUGUCGAACGUGGUCUAUGGCUCGUCGUACGGUCUCCCAGCAGCGGUGGACAAGUACUCCUACCCAUCAUCGUUGUACGGUUCCUAUCCGGCCGUGAAGAAAGUGGUCGAAUACCCGUCGGUUGCUCCAGUGCUGGCCACCAAGGUCGUUGAUAACAGCUACGAUCUGGGAUACAACAAGCUGGUCGCUCCAGUGCUGAGCAGCGGAUACGGUCUGGGAUACAACAAGCUGGUCGCUCCCGUCGUCGCCACCAAAGUCGUCGAUAAUGGACUGUGGAACUAUGGAGGAUACGGUCUGGGAUACAACAAGUAUCUGCCGUCUGCCAAGUAUGUUCUCUAAGCUUUCCGACACCGA